CUGGGGACGGCGCGAGAACGCCGCAAACGGGACAACAGCGCGCGAGCGGUGAUUUUCCAAGCGCACUGUCAGCGGUGCUCUGUCCCGGUCACUCGGCAAUCAGCUGCUUUUCCCUCUUCGAAAUGACAACAGUGGGGUGCUUGUCCAACCACAGAGCUAUCGGUAGCGGCAAAACAACCUUGUCAAGGAACAACAUUUUGCUUUAGCUCCGGGAUUGCAAGAAACUAGAACUUUUAACUUUGUUGUAGUAGCCGAACUCUAAGGAAUAUUAGCGUAGCCUACUUGGGCAUGGCGAUGUGUCUGCUUAAACGCUUGCGUCGCCCGGGGCGCUAGCGCAGCAGGUGUUUAUAGGGUUUAGACUGCCAUGCAAUCAGCAGUUCUUUUUAAAUUAUAUAACAUUCACGAGGAAGGAAAUACUUUUUCCUGACAAUUGUAGAAAGAAACCUUUCUUAGUGAACAGUUUGGCGAAGCAGUGGUGGACCUGGGAACGAGUUGAUUAAAAAGUUAUGGAAAAUGAUUAUCCUGAUUCGCCGGAUGGAUAUAGCAACGACGCACAAAUCAAAUCUGAGAACCCACACAAGAAGACUCAUUUGACUCAGAUUGAGGUGAUCCCCUGUAAGAUCUGCGGAGAUAAAUCCUCAGGGGUUCACUAUGGAGUCAUCACGUGUGAGGGGUGUAAGGGCUUUUUCCGGCGCAGCCAGCAGUCCAGCGUGUCGUACUCGUGCUCACGGCAGAGCAACUGCCCCAUCGACCGCGCCAGCCGCACCCGCUGCCAGAGCUGUCGCCUCAAGAAAUGCGUGGCUCAGGGCAUGAGCCGAGAUGCUGUGAAGUUCGGCCGAAUGUCCAAGCGGCAGCGGGACUCUCUGAUCGCCGAGGUGGAGCGGCACAGGCAGCAGCAGCAGCAGCAGCAGCAGCAACAGCAGCAUCAGCAGCAGCGGUUCCAGGUGUGCGCGGCCAGCGUCCAGGCCCUGGGCUCCGCCUACUCGGGCAAAGAUCCCUGCGGCGGCUCCGCUAGCCUGCUCCAGACCCUGCCCUACCCCUUCCCUAUGGACCCGGAGCUGCAGCGCUGUGGCCCGGAGGUGCACCCGUUCCUGUUGUGUCCCCCGGGCAGUGCCCAGCGGAGAGUGCUGGGAGACAGCAGGGGUGAGCCUUGCAGGACACAGAGACUCUACUCCUACAUUAAUUACGGACUACAGGGUCCACAUACUGACGAUGAAUUCUUUAUACUUAAUGUUGAUUCUAGGCAGUCCUCUCCCAACCAGGGAAUUCUGCGAAUGCCUGGGACUGACUCGGACUUGCAUCCGUUUGAUCCAGAGGACCCCUACUGCCACUAUUCUACCUCACUGCUGCACAUACACAUAGAGGAGUUGUGUGACAGCAUCGUGCGUUCUCACCGAGAGACCUCUCAGUACCCUGUGGAGGAGCUGCAGGCUCUGCGGUGGAAGAUCUUCACCAGAGAGGAGGUCCAGAUAUACCACAGCAAGACGGUGGAUGAGAUGUGGCAACUGUGUGCUGAUAAGCUGAGUGACGCUGUGCAGUUUGUAGUCGAGUUUGCCAAAAGGUUGCCAGGGUUUCGCCAGAUUCGUCAGGACGACCAGAUCAAUCUGCUUAAGAGUGGCUCAAUGGAGGUAGUUCUCGUCAGGAUGAGCAGGCUGUUCAACACGGAGAACAGCACUGUUUAUUUUGAUGGAAAAUUCGCUGGGACUGAAGUUUUCAAACCUCUCAUGUGCGGAGACCUGAUAAGCGCUGUGUUCGACUUCGCUCAUAGCAUGUGUGAACUGAGGCUGACUGAACAGCAGGUGGCGAUCUUCAGCGCGCUGGUGCUCAUUAACCCUGACCGCCCUGGUCUUGAGGACAGAGGCCGAGUGCAGAGGAUGAGGAAGGACAUUGAGCUGGCACUGCGUCACAUCCUCCACAGAGACAACCAGGAGAGUCUGCUGCACAGGCUGUCCCAGAAGGUGGCGAUGCUGAAGGCCCUGUGCUCGCUGCACAUUGAGAAGCUGCGCUGGUUCCAGCAGCUCUACCCGCUGACCGUCCACUCCAGCUUCCCACCCCUAUACAAAGAGCUCUUCGGAUCUGACUCGGAAAGACCGGGUGUUUCCCCUCCCUGAAACCACAACUCAUAUGCAAUACUCAUUUACACACACACACACACACACACACACACACACACACACACACACACACACACACACACACACACACACACACACACACACACACACACACACACACGCACGCACGCACGCACACACACACACACACACACACACACACACAGUCACACACUGUACUUGCUCACACAUACACUUUUCACAUGCACUCACAUAAACAUACACUCAAGUACAUGCAUCGUUCUAAUCUAUGGAUCACUUCCUAAAUAUUGAAAUUUAUAUUUUUCUAAUUGUGAUAACAAACGAGACAAUGUUCAGUAGAUUGUCAUAUUGUCAUGUCAGAUUUGGAAGCUAUUUUUGUGCAGAGACUAUUUUGUAGAAAACAAAGCAAGCCAGAAUACAGGAGUACAGAACUCAGUAUGACUCAGUAUUUUCAUAGCCUGGCUAGUGUUUCUCAAGAUGAAUAAAUGUGUUAUUUUUUUGUCAUUAUCUUUGUUCUCUGUGUGCUGGGAUAUGCAGUAUGUGUGUCUCCUUGUGAAUUAGAAUUAUCCACUGUGCUUGUGUCUUGGUGCUAAGAAGCUCUGCUGAUUGAAUGCAGGCCGUGCUCUACGCUGUAGGCUAUGUGCUGAAUUGUAGCAAAUCAGAUGCAAUUUAUUGGGAUAUGUUGGCUUCACUGUGUCCAAUAUGGAAAAAAACUAUGACUUUGAAGAAACAAUUGAGGAGGGGUUUAUAAUAAAGUUUAAACAACCAAGAAGAGAGAGGGAGAUACAGGGUCCUAAUUUAAAUGAUAGGUAAAAGUGUAACCGUCUGUCAUCAAGCAACAUUCUCAUGCAUGGACUAUUUACAGUCCUUACCAUGGUUAGCAAAUUAUUGAUGUGGCCUGAUUAAAAUAGUUUUAGUUAGACUUUCACUUUGCCCAUUAUUCAAACUAAGGCCCAUAGAAAUUUUAAUGUGAUUCAGUUAAUUACUCAGUUAAUUAGCUUAUCAUGUAAAAGAUAUGCAAGCUGUAUGUGAGGUAAAAUACAUUCUAAGUUGUAAAGUGCAGCUCGAGUGGUACAUAGGAAGCUUGUUCAAAGCAGUUUAUCAGUGCCGUGAUGUGUCUUAGCCGAACAGACUGUCUUAUGGCAUAUUGUAAUCUCCGGCAGUCCUAAGCUAUUUCAGUGAUUGUGAAGAAUUGUGACUAUAUCAGGACUGAGCAAUGUCGAAUGCAGCCAUUUAGCCGCUAACUCAUUUUUUUGUCUUUAAAAUCUUAAUAUUUUAUUUUUCUUUCUGUCCAACCAACCCCCUUUUUUGGUUCUAGUGUGAUUAGAUUAUUUUUGGGGGCAGUGGGGAGUAUCAAGAGGCCAGUACUUCAGUGUUUCUUCACACUGUCAUUACUGUCAACGUUCACUUGUGUGUCUCUCAGAGUGUCCUCCAUUGCUGGCCCCUGGUGUCUGUGUGGUUCUAGCCCUUUACAUACCUGCCACUAACAUAACUUCCUGUGGAUACAAUGGAUGAGAGAAUCAAUAAACUGUUUCAAUGAUA
This is a messenger RNA of Sardina pilchardus (European sardine), 3638 nucleotides long. It is a transcript of the gene rorc, whose product is annotated as RAR-related orphan receptor C. Gene Ontology annotation, molecular function: zinc ion binding; RNA polymerase II cis-regulatory region sequence-specific DNA binding; nuclear receptor activity. The transcript has 12 exons. The record is from RefSeq and is a predicted model, not a curated record. Lineage: Eukaryota; Metazoa; Chordata; Actinopteri; Clupeiformes; Clupeidae. Gene Ontology annotation, cellular component: nucleus. The coding region runs from base 507 to 2111 and encodes 534 amino acids. Gene Ontology annotation, biological process: regulation of transcription by RNA polymerase II.